AUGAAUUCUGAUUAUGAGAGUGAGGAAUUGCACAGUCUUGUAGAAUCAUCAUCUGAUGAUGAGCUUGGGUAUGAUAGUGAUGAUAAGUCUGAGGAUGAUAACAAGACACAUGUGGGAGAUGAAAAGGAACAGAAAAAAGAGCAAGUGAGGAAGUUCCCUAUGUUUAAGCCAGUGGCUAAGGCUGAGCAUAUUUAUUUUGAGAAAGAUAUGCUAUUUACUACACCUAAGCAAUUCAAGGAAGCGAUAACAAAUUAUACAGUUUCUGGUGGAUGGGGGAUCAAAUUUGUCAAAAAUGAUCUACAAAGGGUAAGAGCUGUCUGCCAAGAAAGGUGCAAGUUUGUUGCAUAUCUAACAAAGGUGCCAAGGGAGAGGAGCUACCAAUUAAGGACAUUGACAUUGGAACGCACCUGCUCUAGAACUUAUAAGAAUCCUAGGUGUACUUCAUCAUACAAUGGGAAGGAGUUGAUGAAGAAGGUGAAAAGACAGCCUGAUAUCAAGCUGAAAGACAUCCAAGAGGCUGUCCAUGACAAGUACACCCUAAACAUAAGUGUAGGAAAAGUAGGUAGGGCUAGGGAUAAGGCUCGAGAAUAUGUUGAUGGGGCUUAUACACAACAGUACAACCAGCUAUGGGAGUACUGUGAGGAAUUAAGGAGAGCUAGUCCUGGUAGUACCAUACUUAUGAAGGUACAUACCUUCCAUGAUGGUGAUUUAGCAGCUGAGAUGGAUUUAGUGUGUGGGGUGCCUUAUUUUGAGAGGCUAUACAUAUGUUUGGAGGGCUGCAAGGAGGGGUUUUUGUCUGGAUGCAGGCCAUUCAUUGGUUUGGGUGCCUGCCAUUUAAAGAACAAGUUCGGGGGACAAUUAAUUACUGCAGUAUGUAGAGAUCCUAAUGAGGAGUAUUUCUCACUUGCAUAUGCAGUCGUAGAGGCUGAAACCAAGGACUCUUGGACUUGGUUCAUCAAUUUGUUGCUUGCGGACAUAGGUCAGGAUAGGAGAUGGGUGUUUAUGUCAGACCAGCAAAAGGGGUUGGUGCAUACUUUUAUUGAUAACUGGCCACAGUAUGAGCAUAGAAUUUGCUGCAGGCACCUCUACAACAACUUUAGGAAGAGCCAUCCUGGUGUUCUGAUUAGAGAAUUCUUUUGGAGGGCAGCCAAGGCAACUUAUAAAGAAGAGUUUGAUAGGGUGAUGGAUGAGUUGAAGGGCAUUGAUGUUGAUGCACACAGUUGGUUGAAUGCUUAUUCAACAACAAAAUGGGCCAAACACAUGUUUAGUGAGGAUGCCUUGACUGACACUAUAGUAAACAAUAUGUGUAAGAGUUUCAACAGUAGGAUUCUUAAAUUCAGGUCUAAGCCUAUAAUUAGCAUGGCUAUAUAUCAUGACUCAGUUUCAAGACUAUAUAUCAUGACUCAGUUUCAAGACAACAGAGAGAAGAUUCAAAGAGUAGAGCUAGAUAUUUGUGCCAAGGUUCUGAAAAGGUUGCACAAGGAAAAACUGGCAGCCAAUAGUUGUAGGAAGUGGAAUAUAAGUGGCAUACCUUGUGCUCAUGCAAUCAGCUGCAUAUUUUUCAACAGACAAGAUGCUAAGCAGUAUGUUCAUCCAUGUUACCAUGUCUCUACAUACAAGGCCUGCUAUGAACCAAUCAUAACACCAAUCAAUGGACAGAAUAUGUGGAGACCUAGUGGUGUUACCCCAGUUCAGCCUCCCAUCAAAAGAAGACCACCUGGCAGACCAAAGAAGAAGAGAGCAAGGGAACCUAAUAAGCCAACAAGGAGAGCUGGCAUCUCUAAGCAAUGCAAGACCUGUGUGUUGCUGUAA
This is a messenger RNA of Quercus robur (English oak), 1812 nucleotides long. RefSeq lists its product as uncharacterized. The transcript has 5 exons. Gene Ontology annotation, molecular function: zinc ion binding. NCBI's taxonomy places the organism in Eukaryota, Viridiplantae, Streptophyta, Magnoliopsida, Fagales, Fagaceae. The coding region runs from base 1 to 1812 and encodes 603 amino acids. The record is from RefSeq and is a predicted model, not a curated record.